AUGAGACUUUUGGACCUUCCUCCCGAGAUAAUCGACUACAUUAUCGAUUUCGCGGGGCCUGCUGGCCUCGAAGGAUUCGUUCUGUCCUGCAAGGCCGUCUAUGAACGCGCAAAGACUCAAAUCCAGGUCCACAAUACCUUAAGGCGUCGAUGGAGGCAUACAAACAACCAGAGCAUGAUGCGUCGCGGCGAUACGCUGAAUGUACUGUAUGAGAUCUCGCAGAAUCCUAUCAUAGCUGAGUACGUUGAGACGUUAAGCUUGUGGGACCGUCGGCCAGACGAAGAAAUCGGAAGCCAGGGUGCCACAAACAGCUUUCGAAAUAACAAGGAGUCCGUGCAACAAAUCAAGAGCCUCUUGCGCAAUGCAGAGUACUUUCAGAAUGCAGAUUUGGAUGAGUGGUGGACGCAGAUCAUAGAGGAAGACCAGACCACCGAUUUGGAAAGCGUUGACAAGCUGUACGCCACCGUUGCGCUUCUUGCCCUACUUCCAAACCUCAAGACCUUGCAGUUGCCAGACAGAUGGCACGAGGUUCGUGAUGAAGAAGCUGCUGCAGCGCUCGUGCCAUCCGUGGAGUCAUUGGUCUCAAUGUCUAACGACAGCACGCCCAAGCGCAGGAGGCAGGCCCUGCAAUCUCUCGAAACCUUGAUGCCUUUCACAGAAGAAGGCUACGAUGUUCGUGUCGGUCUACAGUGUCUGCAGCCAUUCAUGGUACUCAACAGCAUCCGGAACCUGUACGCCGUGAGCUGCGUCGCGGUCGAUGAUGACUGGGGCGGGAUUCCGUUUCAUUGGCGCUAUGCAAGCAAGUCACCUUUGACGCGACUAGAACUUGCCAGUUGCUGUAUGGAUGCGCAGGGUCUGGACGCCUUAUUGUCACAAACACCCGCCGUUACGGUCUUCAAAUACUCUCAUCAGACGAAGUGGGACGGCCUCGGUUACGACUGGAACCCUGGAGAAUUCCUGCAGGCGCUGGCAGACCGUCUUGGUAGACAGAUUGUCGACAUGGCGAUAACAGUGGAUGAGCUACAUGGAGAAAUUGUGAACGGGCUGUCUUCCUUCCACUGUUUCCCGAACCUACGCAAGCUGGAAGUAGACGUGAUUCCUUUCUGUGGCCCACCUCUCGAGAGCGGGCAGCGCCUUGGUCGCGACGCUUUCAUACCUGACGGCGCGACAGCUUGGACGCACAGCGAUAUUCCAUGCCUGGGAGACAUGCUUCCGGAGAGCAUUCGCGAAGUGCAUCUCAACACCGAUUUUCCACUACCGUCAGAACAGUCGUUGAAGGCCUUGGUCAAGAACAUUGUAGACCGUCGCACAAACAGAUUACGUCACCUUGAGAUCUGCAUCGUACGACAAUACCAGAACAACACCGCGCAGGAUAUCGCAGACCGCCACGAAGUCAUCUUGGAAACAUUCGACAUGAACGCAGCGAACCCUAGAGCAAGGGCGAUGAUGCCAGUUUGGAAACGAGAGUUCGAUCAGAGGGUCGGUGGCAUUGUGACAGCACGCUCGGCCUAG
Ascochyta rabiei is the source of this 1512-nucleotide messenger RNA. RefSeq lists its product as uncharacterized. The transcript has a single exon. Lineage: Eukaryota; Fungi; Ascomycota; Dothideomycetes; Pleosporales; Didymellaceae. The coding region runs from base 1 to 1512 and encodes 503 amino acids. The record is from RefSeq and is a predicted model, not a curated record.